Molecule: messenger RNA, 1803 nt
Organism: Recurvomyces mirabilis
Lineage: Eukaryota; Fungi; Ascomycota; Dothideomycetes; Mycosphaerellales; Teratosphaeriaceae
Exons: 2
Coding region: 1-1803 (600 amino acids)
Biological process (GO): cytoplasmic stress granule assembly; P-body assembly
Cellular component (GO): P-body
Molecular function (GO): mRNA binding
Source: RefSeq, a predicted model, not a curated record
AUGUCGGAAUACAUCGGGUCUCGUAUCUCGCUCAUCUCGAAAUCCGACAUCAAAUACAUCGGCACAUUGCAUGAAAUCAACAGCGAAAACCACACCGUCGCCCUCGAAAGCGUCACCUCCCAUGGCACCGAAGGUCGUAAAGGAAAUCCUGCGGAAGAGAUCUCCGGCAGUGAUCACGUGUACGAGUACAUUGUCUUCCGGGGAAGCGAUGUGAAGGAGCUGAAUAUCGUUGCGCCGCCGGCGGAGACGACGAGGGAGAAUGAGAAGCCGAUGCCUGAUGAUCCCGCCAUUCUCGGGUCUGCCCGCCCAGGUCCACCUCCUCAGCAACAACAACAACUUCCUCCACAGCACAACCAAUUCCGCGGCCCUCCUCCACCACAACAAUUCCAACAACCACAGCAGUUCGCCUACCCUCCUCCUCCCAAUCAAUUCCAAGGUCAACCACGGUUCCAAGGCCCAGGUGGACCACACGGCUUCCCAGGCAGUCCUGGUGCAGUCCCGGGCUACGGGUAUGGGCCACCACCUCCAGGUUACGGCAUGGGAUAUGGUCCACCGCCUGGCCAAGGCUUUCAAGGACCUCCACCGCCUGGCCACUUCCAACAAAACCAUCAGAUGCCCAUAGGUCCUCCAGGGCAGCAAAGACCUCCGCCUCACAUGCAACAAGGCCCACCGCACGCACCAAUCGGCAGUAAGCAGAAUACCCCACAGCCUGCGCCUCAACAAGCACCCAAGCCACCAGGUCUGGAUGCACAACAGCCGCAAAAGCCGAUCGAGAUGUCUGGUACGCCAGCACCAUCGUCUGCACUGAGUGCUUCGCCGGCUGGUCCUCCUCCUCCCACAGACUCGAAACCCUCAACUUCUGCUGCGCUAGCACCUCCUUUUCCUUCGCAGCCUCCGCCAAAGCAGACCCAGCGUCCUCACAACAACCGUGUCGCUGUACCGUUACCUUCCCCCAACGUCCUAGCUGCACAGCCUCCACAAAGACCGGCACAGAACGCAGCACCACAACAGCCACCACCAGCUUCAGCGGCUCCUCAACAAUCAGUGCAAGAUGCGACACAAGCAGCGACAGCAGCAGUGGCCGCAGCAAUGGCGAAGCUAGGUGCGACGAACAACCAAGGCCCGCAGCCUGCAGUAGGAGUAGACAACUUGACCCAACAAGUCGGUCAGAUGCGCAUGCAUGAUCCGGCGCAGCAACAGCGUGGUCGUGGACGUGGAAGAGGCGCACCAAGAGGUGGGAGGAGAGGAAGUGCACACAACCAGCCUAUUGAAGUGCCGAAAGAAGACUACGAUUUUGAGGGCGCGAACGCAAAGUUCAGGAAGGAAGAGGGAAUUGCAAGUAGUAGUCCCAUCACCAGCCCGGUCAAUGGCGAGUCGACAGCAGAAGGUCACGUGAGAAAUGGCGAUGCUGCAGCUCACGGUGGCGAGACCGAAGCAGUCAUCCCACCUCCUGCGUCUGGAAAUGCGAAAGGUGGCGCCGAGUACGACAAGAAGAAAUCCUUCUUCGACGACAUCUCCUCUGAUCUCAAGGACCGCACGGACAGGAUGGAGGGGCACGGUGGGAUGGUCGAUGGGAGGGCUAUGAGGAGGGAGGAGAGGAGUCGGAAUAUGGAGACGUUUGGGCAGGGGAGUGUUGAUGGGUUUAGGGGUGGUUAUCGGGGGCGUGGUGGGCCUAGAGGUGGUGGGAGAGGUUUUGGUGGCGGGAGGAGCAGAGGUUAUGCUGGCGGACGAGGUGGAUUUGAGCCAAGGGGCGGGAGAGGCGGGAGGAGAGGUGAUUUCGAGGUGGAGCAGGCUGCUGUUUAA